This is a messenger RNA of Owenia fusiformis, 610 nucleotides long. The record is from the annotation of a GenBank genome assembly. Lineage: Eukaryota; Metazoa; Annelida; Polychaeta; Sabellida; Oweniidae.
AUGAAUGAGGAAACAAGUAACCUAAAGGCCACAUUGACAUAUUCAACUUCUGCGAAUAACUCAGAAAACUUAUUUUCAAGUGAACAAAAUCAUAGAGGAGAUGACAAAUUGACUCUGGUUCUACUUUACAAAAGAUACAGUUUAUCUGAAAAAACAUACGUUGAAGACAAAAUGAACUGGAAAUACAAGGAAGAACAUCCAUUUGAGAAAAGGAAGGCAGAAGGAGAGAAGAUGAGAAAGAAGUAUCCCGAUAGGGUACCCGUAAUUGUCGAGAAAGAACCAAAAGCAAGAGUUGCUGACCUCGACAAAAAGAAAUAUCUUGUACCAUCUGAUCUUACAAUUGGACAAUUCUAUUUCCUCAUUCGUAGACGGAUCAAUCUUAAACCCGAAGAAGCUUUAUUCUUUUUUGUGAACAAUGUUAUUCCUUCUACCAGUGCUUUGAUGAACGCCCUCUAUCAGAAGUAUCGUGAAGAAGACUCUUUCCUAUAUAUUACCUUUAGUGAAGAGAGUGUGCAUGGUGCCUAGAUGGAAUACAACAGUCAGAGUCAACAUUUUAAACAAUUAAUAGUACAAUAACGUCAUUUCUAAGGGCAAUAUAGUGAAAUAUUGG